AUGAGGAGGGCUCUAGUGCGGGAUUGCCGGAAGGACACGCAGUUUGCGAGUGAGAUACCUAUGGAGUUGAUCUCGCUACUGCCACGAUUUACCCUGGUAUGGACAUUUUUCAAGUGGAGUAAGAUGGUGUCCAAGUAUUCAACGCAGGAGGCGAAGCAUUUUGAGUCAUUCAUGGCAGGCGCACUGGAUGGGGCGUUGGGUAUGUUACCUGAGUCUGGGGAGCAUGAUAAUGCGGAGGCUGUCAAGUUAGCGAAGAAAGCGGCGGCGGCAGCUGUGAAGGCGAAGCAGGAGGCAUUGCAAGCCAAGGCGCGGACGAUGCGAUUCGAGCUCGUAUGUUUGAAUCGGUGCUUACGCCGUGUGCGCCAGAGGAGGAAGCUCAGAUUGGUUUCGCAAUAUGCAAAAGACAGCAGGCGGAAGUUCUCUGUAGAGACUAUUGCCUUGCCUAGUGUGGCAGCAACGAGGGAGCAUGCGCAAGAAAGUUUGGCGGAUCGCAUCGGUGGUCAGGCUGAGCAAAGGGCUCCGAAUCAGUUGUCCAACAGUCAGCUGAAGAAACACCACAAGGCGACAGCGCAGGCUGAAUAUGGACGGAAGCGUCAAUAUCACAAGCCGCAAGACUUCUGGGACGAGCGUCGCAGGGAGGAGGACAGGCGUCGUGAUAGUCGACACAGGGAUGACCGGUCUUUGCGUCGCUCUCGUUCACCAGUUCAGGAUAUGCUCAAAGUGCGCUCAGAGGCGAACAAGGCAGAUAAACGUGACGAUAGGGCUGAAGCGCGAUCGAGGGCUAAGCCGAGGUCGGCGUCAUUCACAGGGUGUUUUAACUGUGAAGAGGAGGGCUAUCAAGCCAAGGACUGCCCGGAGAAGAAGAAUGUCAUGAAGGCCACCAAGACCCGAGGUGUCUGACGUGGACCAGUGGUUGCGUCGUGCGUGGGGGAGUAUGAAACUCCGGCGUACAUGGAUGCAGGUUCAGCCAUUAACUUUAUAUCUGAAUUUACUGUUAAUAAACUGAACAUAGCAUGUAUGAUGGGC
This is a messenger RNA of Sphaeroforma arctica JP610, 1026 nucleotides long. RefSeq lists its product as hypothetical. The transcript has 3 exons. Gene Ontology annotation, molecular function: zinc ion binding; nucleic acid binding. The coding region runs from base 1 to 900 and encodes 299 amino acids. The record is from RefSeq and is a predicted model, not a curated record. NCBI's taxonomy places the organism in Eukaryota, Ichthyosporea, Ichthyophonida.